Messenger RNA from Pelobates fuscus (common spadefoot toad), 4995 nucleotides. It is a transcript of the gene HIPK1, whose product is annotated as homeodomain interacting protein kinase 1. The transcript is spliced from 16 exons. NCBI's taxonomy places the organism in Eukaryota, Metazoa, Chordata, Amphibia, Anura, Pelobatidae. The coding region runs from base 231 to 3845 and encodes 1204 amino acids. Gene Ontology annotation, biological process: intrinsic apoptotic signaling pathway in response to DNA damage by p53 class mediator; smoothened signaling pathway; peptidyl-threonine phosphorylation. Gene Ontology annotation, molecular function: protein tyrosine kinase activity; ATP binding; protein serine/threonine kinase activity. The record is from RefSeq and is a predicted model, not a curated record. Gene Ontology annotation, cellular component: PML body; nucleus; cytoplasm.
GGCGCCCUGUAGGCAUCUGCCGGUAGCUGGCGGAGAGCCGGCCCGGAGUCCGGUACCGGAGUGCGGGGAUCGCGCUGCCUCUCGGCCCCCAGCCCGAGCCCCCGCCGCUGCGGGAAGAACUGGCACUCGGGCUUCCUCCCCGGGGUUUGAUGAUGAGCCCGCGGCGGGGAUCCGGACCCUCCCCGGCCUCGCCUGUCACCAGCGGCUGAGACUCCCCACACACCAGCGGUAUGGCAUCACAGCUGCAAGUGUUCUCCCCUCCUUCAGUAACGUCCAGUGCCUUCUACAGUGCAAAGAAACUCAAAGUUGAGCCUUCUGGUUGGGAUGUUACGGGACAGAGUAAUAAGUAUUACGUGCACAGCAAAAACAUUCCAGUCGCUCAAGGACACGUUGCAAGUUCAUCUCACCAGGUCCCUAGUUUUGGUCUGCCUGCCUAUGAGUCCAACCUUCUGAUCCCAGCCACUGCGGCAGAACACAUUGUGGUGACAGCAGCAGACAGCACAGGCGGGGGCCCCACCACCUUUCAGAGCAACCAGAUUCUUAAUCACAGAAGUAACGUUUCUCUUCUGGAACCUUAUCAAAAAUGUGGACUGAAAAGAAAAAGUGAAGAGGUGGACAGCAACGGUAGCGUGCAAAUUAUUGAUGAACGGCCACCUCUGAUGCUCCAAAACAGAACCGCGGUGGGUGCAGCUGCCACAACCACCACUGUAACUACAAAGAGCAGCAGUUCUAAUGGAGAAGGAGACUACCAGCUUGUUCAACAUGAAGUUUUGUGUUCUAUGACCAACAGCUAUGAAGUCUUGGAGUUCUUGGGCAGAGGAACAUUUGGUCAGGUUGCAAAAUGCUGGAAGCGGAGCACAAAGGAAAUAGUAGCUAUUAAGAUCUUAAAGAACCACCCCUCCUAUGCCAGGCAAGGGCAGAUUGAGGUGAGUAUACUCUCUCGCUUGAGCAGUGAGAAUGCCGAUGAAUUCAACUUUGUGCGAUCCUAUGAGUGCUUCCAGCACAAGAAUCAUACUUGCCUCGUUUUUGAAAUGCUUGAACAGAAUCUCUAUGACUUUCUCAAGCAGAAUAAAUUUAGUCCUCUGCCUCUUAAAUACAUUCGACCAAUACUGCAGCAAGUUGCAACUGCCCUAAUGAAACUGAAAAGCUUAGGCCUGAUUCAUGCUGAUCUUAAACCGGAGAACAUCAUGCUUGUAGACCCAGUGCGUCAGCCCUACAGAGUGAAGGUGAUAGACUUUGGAUCUGCCAGUCAUGUCUCAAAAGCAGUGUGUUCCACCUACCUGCAGUCACGGUAUUACAGAGCUCCUGAAAUAAUCCUUGGGUUGCCUUUCUGUGAAGCAAUUGAUAUGUGGUCACUGGGCUGUGUCAUAGCAGAGCUGUUCCUUGGGUGGCCACUCUAUCCUGGUGCAUCAGAAUAUGAUCAGAUCCGAUACAUAUCCCAGACUCAAGGUCUUCCUGCAGAGUAUCUUCUCAGUGCUGGAACAAAAACUUCAAGGUUUUUCAACAGAGAUCCUGACUUGGGCUAUCCCUUAUGGCGGCUAAAGACCCCUGAGGAGCAUGAAAUGGAGACUGCAAUAAAGUCAAAAGAAGCCAGAAAAUACAUCUUUAAUUGUUUGGAUGACAUGGCUCAGGUGAAUAUAUCUACAGACCUAGAGGGCACUGACAUGUUGACAGAGAAGGCAGAUCGAAGAGAAUAUAUAGACUUGCUGAAGAAAAUGUUGACCAUUGAUGCGGAUAAACGAAUAACCCCUUUGAAAACCUUAAACCAUACCUUUACCACAAUGACCCACCUGCUUGACUUCCCGCACAGCAACCAUGUAAAGUCCUGUUUUCAGAAUAUGGAGAUAUGUAAGAGGAGAAGUAAUAUGUAUGAUACAGUGAAUCAGAUCAAGAGUCCCUUCACAACCCAUGUUGCUCCAAACACAAGCACAAACCUGACCAUGAGCUUCAACAAUCAGCUGAACACUGUGCACAAUCAGGCUAGUGUGCUGGCUUCCAGUUCAUCUGCUGCUACUCUUUCAUUGGCCAAUUCAGAUGUAUCUUUGCUUAACUAUCAGUCAGCUCUCUACCCACCAUCUGCUGCUCCAGUUACUGGUGUGGCACAGCAAAGUGUGUCAUUGCAACCUGGAACAACACAGCUCUGCACCCAAACAGAUCCAUUCCAGCAGACCUUUAUAGUCUGUCCUCCAGCAUUUCAAGCUGCUGGACUUCAAGCAACUACUAAACAUUCCGGCUUCCCUGUUCGUAUGGACAAUAGUGUUCCUAUUGUACCACAAGCUCCAGCUGCACAGCCCCUUCAGAUCCAGUCAGGCGUUCUUACACAGGGAAGCUGUACACCACUAAUGGUAGCAACUCUUCAUCCACACGUAGCCACCAUCACUCCGCAGUAUGCGGUUCCUUUUACCCUGAACUGCGCAGGCGGGAGGCCGGCGUUAGUUGAACAGACUGCUGCUGUACUGCAGGCAUGGCCAGGUGGAACACAGCACGUUUUGCUACCAUCAACUUGGCAGCAGCUUCCUGGGGUUGCCCUUCACAACUCUGUUCAGUCCACUGCUGUGAUUCCGGAGACUAUUGGAAGCAACCAGCAGCUUACGGAUUGGAGAAAUCCACAUUCCCAUGGGAACCAGUAUAGCACACUGAUGCAGCAGCCAUCGUUGCUUGCAAACCAUGUGACUUUAGCUGCCGCUCAGCCUCUGAGUGUGGGGGUUGCUCACGUUGUUCGACAACAGCAGAAUGUCAGCAUGUUGACAAAGAAACACAAGCUGCAAACCCAGACAAAUACAAAGACACUCUCUGCUUUGGAUGUCCUCCCUUCACAAGUAUACUCUUUGGUUGGAAGCAGCCCCCUUCAUGCCACAUCUUCAUAUAACCAGCUCCUUCAAGUGCAAGAGCAAAGGCAACCCAUUGUAAUCCCAGAUACCCCCAGCCCUCCAGUGAGCGUUAUUACAAUUCGCAGUGAUACGGAUGAGGAAGAAGACAGUAAAUAUAAACCUGCAAGCUCCAGUGCUAAGUUAAGAUCCAACGUAAUCAGCUAUGUGACUGUAAAUGAUUCUCCUGAUUCUGACUGCUCUGUGAGUAGCCCUUACAUGACUGACCAGCUUUCGACCCUUAAUGGAGUGUCUGGAAUAUUUGAUCUUCCCAGUAGCCGUGUAGUCCAGAGCUCCAGUUCCCGCACAAUUAUUGUGCCACCAUUAAAGACCCAGAUCAAUGAUUGUAGUGUGGACAUCCAGCUGCCAGGUAUUGGCAAGUUAAAAGCAUCCACUUCAUCAAAUGGACAAUCAAGUAGCUGUAUUUCCCAAACUGGCUACCAUUCCCACCGUGGGGUAAACGGCGUGCAGCCUCUCAACCUCAGCCAGAACCAGCAGUCAGCCAUAAUGGCAUCCCAGGAGAGAAGCAUGAACCCGGCUCCUCGCAGGCAACAGGCUUAUGUUGCUCCACUACCAUCAAUCUCUCAGGCACCCUUUACGUUCCAGCACAGCAGCCCCCUACAUUCCACUGUGCACCCCCACCUUGCCGCGACUGCCACUAGUCACCUAACAAGCCAGCCUCACAUGUACACGUAUGCCCCAACAACUGCCACGACCCUGGGAUCUACUGCAUCCAUUGCUCAUCUGUUCUCACCUCAGGGCUCAAGACACACAGCAUAUGCUACCCAUCCCAGUACUCUGGUGCACCAGGUCCCUGUCAGCGUUGGACCCAGCCUGCUUACCUCAGCUAAUGUUGCUCCAGCUCAAUACCCACACCAGUUUGCAGGCCAGUCAUACAUUGGUGCCUCCAGGGGCUCUGCAAUCUACACUGGAUACCCCUUAAGUCCAACCAACAUUAACCAGUACUCCUACUUGUAAUGUAUGAUGUACAAGCGUUUUUAGAAGAUGACUGUUAUGUAAGAUUCUCAAGAAGGAAAAGGGGCUUGCUUCUUUAUUGACUGCAUUGUUGUAGUCACGUAAGCUUGUUCAGUGUUAACAUUGUAAUUUUUGUGUAUUGCAUAUUUGUAGCAUCCCUUUACAUUACUAGAGUUGGGGGUUCUCUUUUGAAAUGAGUAUAUGUGGACUACCAUAAUCGUGUCCAUUGUCUUUGCUGCAAUUUUUAUUUUGUGUGUUGUGCAAAGUUUGAUUUUUAAUAUUUUUCUUUAUCAGUUGCAUAGUAGUAUUCUAGAUUUGUGUGGCAAACUGAUUAGCUUAUGAUUUUAAAUUGUUUUUAACCUUUUUAUUUUAAAAAUCUUAGUGUGGUUUUUAGAAAAGUGUUUUGUUUUUUGUUUUUCUACAUAUUCUCCCCUUCCCCUAUCACUUGCCUGUGUGCAUCCAUGAGAUAUUCAUUAUUACUUGUGCUAGAUGGAUGAGAGACUCUGGUGUUUUAUGCACUAAAAUUGGUAAACCAUGUGCAUUAAAUCUACAGCUGAGAAUUUGAGGGCAGAGUAUUAGACUGAUUUUUAGGAAUACUAGAAAGCUAUGCGAAGGGAAGACGUUCUCACCUGAUCCAUAGAAGUCCAUUUGCUAGCUAUGGAUCAGGUGAAAACGUCUUCCUUUGAGAAUUGAGGAGAGAUUUAUGAAAGUAGCAAUCCUCCUGGAAACCAGACUGUUCUGCAGGUUCUUUACAUUGGUGAUUACACUAUUUUGCAAAACAUGGCAUAUUGGUAAACCAUCCCCUAUGACUUCCUGACUUCUGUAAAUAGAGAUGUUUGACUAACUUAACAAGACAUUUAGUGAACAGACUCCAUAGUUCCUCAGCCGUCUAGCAUCCCAGGUUAAAAUGUAAGAGCUGCUUAAUCAAAUUGGAUAGACUCAAAGUGACUGCACCAUGCAGUGCUAUUACUAGCUGUGGAAGGACUUCUUUAAUUAGAUAGUGUUACAAAAGAAGUCCUCCUUUUUAAGAUUGAGGGAUUCUGAUAUUUUAAAUCAACUUGUGUGGGACAAACGUUCACCAAAAAUAGCCAUUUUUCUGAUAUGGGAAUCAUGGGAUAUACAAAUUCUCCAAACUAGUUCCUAGAAGACUCUU